AUGGAGCCCAAGCCCAUCCACCGUCUCGCCGAUGAGGUCGUCAAUCGCGUCGCCGCGGGCGAGGUCAUCCACCGGCCCGCGUCCGCGCUCAAGGAGAUCCUCGAGAACUCGCUCGACGCGGGCGCGACAUCGAUCGUGGUUACGGUGAAGGAUGGCGGCAACAAGCUGCUGCAGGUGACGGACAACGGAUGCGGGAUACGCGAGGCGGACCUGCCCAUCCUAUGCGAGCGCCACACCACGUCCAAGCUGUCCAAGUUCGAGGAUCUCAGCGCGAUGUCCACCUUCGGGUUCAGGGGCGAGGCGCUCGCGUCCAUCUCUUUCGUCGCGAACCUCACCGUGACCACCAUGACCAGGGGCGCCACGCACGCGCUCAAGGCGUCGUACUGCGACGGCGCCCUCGACGGUGGCGGCGCCAGGCCAUGCGCGGGUAACCCCGGCACCACCAUCACCGUCGAGAACCUCUUCUACAACGUCCCCACCCGACGCAAGGCGCUCAAGUCCCCACACGAGGAGUUUGCCAAGGUUCUCGACGUCGUGCAGCGAUACGCGUCGUCGCGAACGGACGUCGCCUUCACGUGCAGGAAACACGGCGAGGCGAGGCCGUCGCUGCACUGCGCCGUGACCCCGCACCGGAUCGACCGGCUGCGUGCGAUAUACGGCUCUCAGGUGGCCCGCGAGCUCACGCCGAUGACGCUGACUGGCGACGCGGACGGCGACGGCGACCGGGCGGCUGAGUACAGCGUGGACGCCCUGGUGUCCACCGCGGGCUACCACUCCCGCCGCACGACGUUCAUACUUUUCAUAAACGACAGGCUGGUGGAGUGCGCCCCGCUGCGACGCGCGUGCGAGGCUGUCUACUCGGCCAUACUCCCAAAGGCGGAGAAACCGUUUGCGUACCUAUCGCUGCGGCUCCCGCCGCACACGCUGGACGUCAACGUGCACCCGACGAAGAGGGAGGUGGCGUUCCUUCGGCAGGACGAGGUGGUGGAGCGCGUGCAACGCGCGCUGGAGCGAAGGCUCGUGGAGGCGAACGGGAGCAGGACGUUCGCCGUCGGAGCCGUCGUCGGGACCGAGGAGGCUGAGCUUCGAGGGUACGACGUCGGAAACGGCGGAGACGGAAAUAUCUCGGAAAUUUCUCCGGAGCUUCCAGACGGGGAGACCACGGAGCUCACGUCCGUGCGCGAGCUCUGGUCGGAGAUCACCGCGAACGCGCACGUCGCCCUCCGAAGGGUUCUCGCGGGUCUGACGCUCGUUGGAUGCGCGGACGAGCGCCGGGGGCUGUGGCUCCUGCAGCACGGCACGAAGCUGUACAUGGCGCGCGUCAAUCGGCUGGCGCGCGACCUCUUCUACCAGCGCGUCGUCGCGAGGUUCGGGCGACACCCGUGCCGCGCCCUCGCCGAGCCCGCGCCCAUCGCGGCGCUCGUGCGAAUGGCCCUGGACGACGAGGAGGUUCCCGAAGGCGUGGAGAAGGCAAAGGCGGAGGAGGCCAAGGAGAAAAUCGCAAACGCCGCCGCCGCGCUCGUGGCGGAAAAGGCUGAGAUGCUUCGCGAGUACUUCGGCGUCGACGUGGACCAACGCGCGCGGACUCUCGUGGGCUUACCCGUGCUGUGCGAAGGUCACGCGCCGAACCUCGCGCGGCUCCCCGAGUUUUGCCUAUCCCUGGCGCACGAGGUGAACUGGGAGGAGGAGAAGCCGUGCUUUGAGACGUGCGCCAGAUCCAUAGCGUCGUUCUACUCGGGCCACGACGACGAAGACGUAGACGAAGACGCCGAAAACGUCGUGCCGCCGGGGGAGGCUAUCCGGCACGUGCUCUUCCCGGCGAUUGCCAGGAAGCUCGUGCCGACGCGGGCGAGCGCGAGCGACGGGACGGUGCUGCAGGUGGCGUGCCUCGAGCAGCUGUACCGGGUGUUCGAGCGGUGCUGA
Micromonas commoda is the source of this 1923-nucleotide messenger RNA. RefSeq names its product DNA mismatch repair and recombination (gene MLH1). Gene Ontology annotation, cellular component: MutLalpha complex. NCBI's taxonomy places the organism in Eukaryota, Viridiplantae, Chlorophyta, Mamiellophyceae, Mamiellales, Mamiellaceae. Gene Ontology annotation, biological process: mismatch repair. The transcript has 4 exons. Gene Ontology annotation, molecular function: ATP binding; mismatched DNA binding; ATP-dependent DNA damage sensor activity. The coding region runs from base 1 to 1923 and encodes 640 amino acids. The record is from RefSeq and is a predicted model, not a curated record.